AGCAAACACAAAACACACACAGACAGACGGUCUGGCAACUGGCAGUCGUCGUCCUACUCGACCUAACCCCCUUCCUCUUUACCUCCACCCAACCCCCGUCAACUACUCCCCCAACAACCCCCCCGAAAACUCACCCAAAAUGGCUACUCGUGCUCAAUUCGAAAACAGCAACGACAUUGGGGUCUUCUCCCGUCUCACAAACUCGUACGCUCUCGUCGCUAUCGGCGGCUCUGAGAACUUCUACAGCGUCUUCGAAUCCGAGCUCGCAGACGUCGUCCCCGUCGUCCACACCUCCAUCGGCGGCACCCGUAUCAUCGGCCGCUUGACUGCCGGAAACCGCCACGGCCUCCUCCUCCCCAACACCACCACCGACCAAGAAAUGCAGCACCUUCGCAACUCCCUCCCCGACACCGUCGCCAUCCAACGCGUCGAAGAGCGUCUCUCCGCCCUCGGCAACGUCAUCGCCUGCAACGACUACGUCGCCUUAGUGCACCCAGACGUCGACCGCGAGACGGAAGAAAUCAUCGCCGACGCACUCAAAGUCGAAGUCUUCCGACAAACCAUCGCAGGCAACGUCCUCGUCGGAUCCUACUGCGCGCUCUCAAACCAGGGCGGCCUCGUGCACCCAAAGACCUCCGUGGAGGACCAGGACGAGCUCUCGUCGCUGUUGCAGAUUCCGUUGGUGGCGGGAACGGUCAACCGCGGUUCGGACUUGAUUGGAGCUGGGUUGGUGGUGAACGACUGGAGCGCGUUCUCUGGGCUGGAUACGACGUCGACGGAGCUGAGUGUGAUAGAAAGCAUCUUCAAGCUGCAGGAUGCUCAGCCGACGUAUAUUGUGAAUCAGAUGAGGGAUUCGCUUAUUGACAGCAUGGCAUAAACAACCCUCUCACCGUCCUACACGUCCCAUACUGUUGCGGCCUUUUCGCCGCAUCCACCUUCAGAAUCCCAACCCCACACAUUCCACAUAUUUUCCACACACAACCCGCAUAGAAAACACCCCACCAACCCGCUUGCUUCAGUUCACCCUUCGAUCCCCUUUUAUUUUUAUCUAUGUAUAUAUUACAUACACAACAUUGUUUCACACAUACUUUUUUGCAUGCCUUAUAUGAGAU
Messenger RNA from Fimicolochytrium jonesii, 1112 nucleotides. RefSeq lists its product as uncharacterized. Gene Ontology annotation, molecular function: ribosomal large subunit binding. The record is from RefSeq and is a predicted model, not a curated record. Gene Ontology annotation, cellular component: nucleolus; cytosol; preribosome, large subunit precursor. NCBI's taxonomy places the organism in Eukaryota, Fungi, Chytridiomycota, Chytridiomycetes, Spizellomycetales, Powellomycetaceae. Gene Ontology annotation, biological process: cytosolic ribosome assembly; assembly of large subunit precursor of preribosome; maturation of LSU-rRNA. The transcript has 4 exons. The coding region runs from base 140 to 877 and encodes 245 amino acids.